AUGGUCAUCAAGCGAUUUCGCCCUUCUCUGUACCUGUCCAUUUUGAUGUUCUGCUGGGGCAUUAUCAAUAUGUGCAUGGAAUUUGUCCGCUCGUACAGUUCGCUUAUUGGUCUCCGAUUCCUCCUCGGUAUCUUCGAGGCUGGCGUUCUUCCUGGCAUCAUCUAUGUCACAUCCACGUAUUACAAGCGACACGAGUACCAAACGCGCAUGUCCUUCUUCUUUUGCAGCACCGUCGGCGCUGGUGCAUUUGGUGGACUCCUGGCCUAUGCGAUUUCCAAGCUUGGGGGUCAACAUGGCUUUGCUGCUUGGCGCUGGAUUUUCAUCAUCGAAGGCGCGAUAACAUGGACAAUUGCCAUUAUGGCCGCAUUUGUUAUAAUUGACUGGCCGGAGCAGACCAAGUAUCUCAACGCGGAGGAGAAGGAGCUGCUCCGCCGCCGACUUGCGGCUGAUGUCGAUGAGUCGUGCCGGAUGGACGUUCUCAACAAGGCUUCCCUCCAAAAUCUGGCUCGGAGCUUGGUUUAUCUGGGGGUCGGUGUUCCCGGUCUGUCGGGAACCUUCUUCCUCCCUACGAUUCUCCUCGAGUUCAACUGGAAAGCUCAGGAGGCGCAAGUCCGGACUAUCCCCGUUUAUGUACUUGCAGGCGGCACGAUGCUCAUCGGUGCCUGGGCUUCGGACAAGCUGAGACAUCGCUUCAGCUUCUUCGUCGCUGGAACUAGCAUGGUCACCAUUGGCUACGGAAUGCUGCUCAGAGGGCAAGUCUCGGGACUACAAAUUUGGCGCCGUCUUCUUGGUCUUUGCAACAUUUUUCUCGUCAAUGAAGCACCCACUUAUGUCACUGGCUACAGCGUUUCGCUUGCCAUGAUGUGGCUAGGGAUGAUCUCUGCAGCAAUACUCUUCCUGCUCAUGUGGAGAGAGAACAAAAAGCGCGAUGCCGGUGAGCGGGAUUAUAGACUGAGCUUGCCGGAUGAUGUGAAGAACAACUUGGGUGACGACUAUCCCACAUUUCGAUUUACCCUUUGA
This is a messenger RNA of Trichoderma citrinoviride, 1020 nucleotides long. RefSeq names its product MFS general substrate transporter. Gene Ontology annotation, molecular function: transmembrane transporter activity. The coding region runs from base 1 to 1020 and encodes 339 amino acids. The transcript has 2 exons. The record is from RefSeq and is a predicted model, not a curated record. Gene Ontology annotation, biological process: transmembrane transport. Gene Ontology annotation, cellular component: membrane. Lineage: Eukaryota; Fungi; Ascomycota; Sordariomycetes; Hypocreales; Hypocreaceae.